This is a messenger RNA of Penicillium brasilianum, 1009 nucleotides long. Lineage: Eukaryota; Fungi; Ascomycota; Eurotiomycetes; Eurotiales; Aspergillaceae. The record is from the annotation of a GenBank genome assembly.
CCACCUGCAAGAUGUCCUCAGGAACCGGUAGUAGCCAAGAGAGUGAUAUCAGAACCCAAUCGUACCUUCCAAGAAACGCGGUUGAUACCCACGUACAUAUCUUUGAUCCAAAGCUAGGGCAAUAUGCUGCUGAGCGAGCCUACACCCCCGAGGAUGCGCCAUUGAAAAAGUUGAUCGCAUUCAACAAAAGCCUCUCCGCAGAUUCUCAUUAUACUAAAUUGGUUCUUGUUCAGCCAUCUCCUUAUAAGUAUGACUGCUCUGUUAUGAUGCAAUGUCUGCGGAUGAUGAGAGAUCGAGACAUUGGAGCGUUCGGUAUUGCAGUAGUGGACCUUGAUACUACUACCGAUGGACAAUUGAAAGAUAUGCAUGCCCUCGGGGUGCGUGGUAUCCGACUGAACUUCCAAGCCGAUGGUAAGGAGGUCAGUACUGAUAAAUUGGUGGCAACUUUGCGCCAAACUGCGGAGCGCAUUCGCUACCUACCUGGCUGGGUGAUUCAGUUAUUUGUUCCGGGAUGGACAUGGGAUUACUUGCAUGAGAUUAUACUUCAUCUUCCAGUCAAGGUCAUCGCAGACCACUUUGGUGGUAUGCUUGGUCCAACUAAGCUUCCUUCGAAUUUGAAGUCAACGCCAACAUCGCAACCCGGUUUCAACUCCCUCUUGUCGCUUGCUAGAAAUUCUCGGGUGCAUGUGAAGAUCUCGGGUUUAUACCGAAUGUCCACCGAUGUCUCGUCCAAUUUCGAAGACCUGCAGCCUCUCGUCCAGAAAUUCGCGCAAGAAAUUCCGGACCAGAUGAUCUGGGGGAGUGACUGGCCACAUACAGGGGAGGGGCAUGACAGAGUGAAUGCUUCCUUGGAAGUCAAAGAGCCUUUUAGAGCGGUUGACAACCUUGCCAUUCUUGAGAGGUUGUAUCAGUGGAUGGGAAGUGAUGUCUACGCAAGAAUGCUUGUGAAGAAUCCAAGCCUUCUGUAUCUUGAUUAGCAAAAUAUAUACAAUAUCCGGGAAAUAUUGGC